Molecule: messenger RNA, 1694 nt
Organism: Prionailurus viverrinus (fishing cat)
Lineage: Eukaryota; Metazoa; Chordata; Mammalia; Carnivora; Felidae
Gene: MLX
Product: MAX dimerization protein MLX
Exons: 8
Coding region: 456-1484 (342 amino acids)
Biological process (GO): regulation of transcription by RNA polymerase II
Cellular component (GO): nucleus
Molecular function (GO): RNA polymerase II cis-regulatory region sequence-specific DNA binding; DNA-binding transcription factor activity, RNA polymerase II-specific; protein dimerization activity
Source: RefSeq, a predicted model, not a curated record
GACUAGCUGUCUGCUUUGGGAGAAGCUACAGACUUUCUAGGUUCCUCGGUUUCUGUAUCUGUGAAGAGGCUUAACUGGGCUAACGGGCUCUUUGAAAGCGUUUCUUCCACUGGUCUCCUGCCCGGUACCAGGCUACGUGUUGGAGGACCGGCCUUCCACGAGCCAGGCGGGGCCUCCGGCCUCACGGACCUGGCAGCCGUGCUGGGUGGGCCGAGGGGGCCAGGACUGCAGGGCCGGCAGGGUGGGGUUGGACACAAGUCCCUGGAAGCCGCGGGUCCAGCACAGCGCGUGCACACAACUCUCGGAAAUACUACUUGGACGAGCCUUUGCGGGGACUCCAUUUUACAGAAUGUGCGUCAUGUCGCGAUGUGGGCAAGUGAGGACAACGUCUGUGUCAGCCCCGACACCAGUCUCCGCAGCUCCUGACCCUCGGUUUCAGAGUUUUCCGGGUGCGCAUGCGCGGGCUGUGCCCCGCCCUCCGCCCCUCGUUCGUGGGUUGGUGGGUUUGGGUCACGUGGAAGUGCCUCGCCUCUUCCUCGCGGCAGGGGGCCCGCCCGCUGGCUGGUUUCCGGUUCGGUGGGUCGGAGAUGACGGAGCCGGUCGCCUCUCCGGACGACCCCUGGGUCAAGGCAAGCCCCGCGGGCGCGCACGCCGGCGAGGGGAGGGCGGGUCGGGCUCAUGCACGUGGGGGGUCCCGAAGACUAGGGGAUUCCCUGCAGUCCCCAAAGGUCCCCCCGCCCUCCGGGCCCCGGGGCUGCAGAGAAGACAGCCCUCACCCUGCGCGUGCCAAGGUGGAAUAUGCCUACAGUGACAACAGCCUGGACCCCGGGCUUUUUGUAGAAAGUACCCGAAAGGGGAGUGUAGUGUCCAGAGCUAAUAGCAUCGGUUCCACCAGUGCCUCUUCUGUCCCCAAUACAGAUGAUGAGGACAGUGAUUACCACCAGGAGUCCUACAAGGAGUCCUACAAGGACCGGCGGCGGCGAGCACAUACUCAGGCUGAGCAGAAGAGGAGAGACGCCAUCAAGAGAGGCUAUGAUGACCUCCAGACCAUCGUCCCCACCUGCCAGCAGCAGGACUUCUCCAUUGGCUCCCAAAAGCUCAGCAAAGCCAUCAUUCUACAGAAGACUAUUGACUACAUCCAGUUUUUGCACAAGGAGAAGAAAAAGCAGGAGGAGGAGGUGUCCAUGCUACGCAAGGACGUCACGGCCCUAAAGAUCAUGAAAGUGAACUAUGAGCAGAUUGUGAAGGCACACCAGGACAACCCCCAUGAGGGAGAAGACCAGGUCUCUGACCAAGUCAAGUUCAAUGUGUUUCAAGGCAUCAUGGACUCACUGUUCCAGUCCUUCAAUGCCUCUAUCUCCGUGGCCAGUUUCCAGGAGCUGUCAGCCUGUGUCUUCAGCUGGAUUGAGGAGCACUGUAAGCCUCAGACCCUACGGGAGAUUGUGAUUGGCGUCUUGCACCAAUUGAAGAACCAGCUGUACUGACUGGGUUUUGGAAGCUGCAGAAGAGCCAACAAGAGGCCAGAGUCUCCUACUUGGCCACGGAGCCACUGGGCUUAUGAGAUUGGACUGCGACACUGCACACCAGUCAGCUGGUUCUCGGUGUUUGGCUCCCCAGCACCCCUUCAUCCUCACUGGGGCUGGGGUAUUUGUUUUGUGAAAGCUUUAAUUUAUUAUACUGACCACAGAACUUGA